Molecule: messenger RNA, 255 nt
Organism: Penicillium odoratum
Lineage: Eukaryota; Fungi; Ascomycota; Eurotiomycetes; Eurotiales; Aspergillaceae
Exons: 2
Coding region: 1-255 (84 amino acids)
Source: RefSeq, a predicted model, not a curated record
AUGGAAACACAUGCAUACACAACCCUCGCUAUUGAUCACGACCUUGCCUUAGUUGUGUCUGAUCCGGAUGGAGAUAUCGCUACACAAGUUGCACUCGCAAAUACAGCGCUUGCCAGCGGCGACUUUACCCCUCGAGAUGUGUCACGGUUCUUGUCGAUUCGGCAGAUCAAAAUCUUAAAUCCGCGAAGUAUCGGUAUGGCUUUCUACCGCGAUGCCAUUCUAGCUGUCAGACAACGGGUGGAGUACGACUAUUAA